AGAGAGCGGGCCGGCGGGAGAGCGCGCUCCUCUUCCCCGCCAUGGCUGCUGAUCAUUACCACAUGCACGACUCAUCCGGCGCUGUCGCCAACCGGUUCGCGCGCAAAGGAGCGCUGCGCCAGAAGAACGUGCACGAAGUGAAGAACCACAAGUUUAUCGCGCGCUUCUUUAAGCAACCCACCUUCUGCAGCCACUGCACGGACUUCAUCUGGGGAUUUGGCAAGCAAGGAUUUCAGUGCCAAGUGUGCUGUUUUGUGGUGCACAAAAGGUGCCAUGAGUUUGUCUCGUUUUCCUGUCCAGGAGCUGACAAGGGGCCAGACACAGAUGACCCCAGAAGCAAACACAAGUUCAAGAUUCACACUUAUGGCAGCCCCACCUUCUGCGACCACUGUGGCUCGCUGCUGUAUGGACUCAUCCACCAGGGGAUGAAAUGUGACACCUGUGAUAUGAAUGUACAUAAACAGUGUGUGAUGAAUGUGCCAAGUCUGUGCGGAACUGACCACACCGAGCGCCGAGGGCGCCUCUUCCUCAAGAUUGAGGUCAGCGGGGACAAACUUCAUUUGACAGUUGGCGAGGCCAGAAAUCUGAUUCCCAUGGACCCUAAUGGCCUUUCAGACCCGUAUGUCAAACUAAAGCUGAUCCCUGACCCCAAGAACGAGACCAAACAGAAGACCAGGACCAUCCGCUCCUCUCUCAACCCCACUUGGAAUGAAUCGUUUACUUUUAAGCUUAAAGCUACAGAUAAAGACCGUCGGCUGUCAGUAGAGGUGUGGGACUGGGACAGAACUACCAGAAACGAUUUUAUGGGCUCCAUGUCAUUUGGUGUGUCGGAGCUGAUCAAAUCACCAGCGUGUGGCUGGUAUAAGAUGCUAAAUCAGGAGGAAGGCGAGUACUACAAUGUGCCGAUCCCAGAGGUAGACGACAUAAACCUGGAGCUCAUGCAGAAGUUUGAGAAAGCAAAGAUGGGACAAGGAAAAAAAGUGAUCACUCCAUCAGACCACCGGCGCUUCAGUUUUCCCUCCAACAACAUGGGCAGGGUUCAACUCAAUGACUUCCACUUUCUGGCUCUUCUUGGAAAGGGCAGCUUUGGCAAGGUUAUGCUGGCGGAAAUGAAAUCAACGGAGGAGCUGUAUGCCGUCAAGAUCCUUAAAAAGGAUGUGGUGAUCCAGGAUGAUGAUGUGGAGUGCACCAUGGUGGAGAAGAGAGUGUUGGCUCUGAGGGACAAACCACCCUUCCUCACCCAUCUACAUUCCUGCUUCCAGACAGUGGAUCGGCUCUACUUUGUGAUGGAGUACAUUAACGGAGGAGACCUGAUGUACCACAUCCAACAAGUCGGCAGGUUUAAAGAGCCACAGUCAGUGUUUUAUGCUUCUGAGAUUGCUCUGGGUCUAUUUUUUCUACAUAGGAAAGGAAUCAUUUACAGAGAUCUUAAGUUGGAUAACGUGAUGCUGGACUCAGAGGGCCACAUUAAAAUCGCAGACUUUGGCAUGUGCAAGGAGAACAUGUAUGAAAACAUGACAACUCGCACCUUCUGUGGAACUCCAGAUUACAUCGCCCCAGAGAUUAUUGCAUAUCAGCCCUACGGAAAAUCAGUGGACUGGUGGGCCUACGGCGUUCUUCUUUAUGAGAUGUUGGCUGGUCAGCCCCCAUUUGACGGUGAAGAUGAGGACGAGUUGUUCCAGUCCAUCAUGGAGCACAAUGUCUCCUACCCCAAGUCCAUGACAAAAGAAGCCGUAUCCAUCUGCAAAGGGCUGAUGACGAAGCAUCCCUCAAAGCGACUCGGCUGUGGUUCAGAGGGGGAGAGAGAUAUCAGGGACCAGGCUUUCUUCCGCAGGAUUGACUGGGAACGACUAGCCAACCGAGAGAUUCAGCCUCCGUUUAAACCCAAAGUUUGUGGCAAAGGAGCGGAAAACUUCGACAAGUUCUUUACACGCACCCAACCAAUGCUGACCCCUCCGGACCAACUGGUCAUCGCCAACAUCGACCAGAGCGAGUUCGCUGGCUUCUCUUACAUCAAUCCGCAGUUUAUUCACCCGUCUGUGCAAGGCAGCAUCGUAUGAGUUGAAACAGAAGUGAAGCCAAAACAAAGAACCCUCCAUAACUGUGUAAUGCUAAUGACCAUUCAGCAGAGCAUUUGCAACAGGGGGCAGCUGCUGGUUAAACACAAUGACACAGUGAAAAUUGGAAAUAUGAUGGAAGGCAGGUGUAUUUAAAAAAAUUUAUUGUGCAAUAAAAUAAAUAGGUGGCAGUGGUUCUAAAGUCAUCCUGCCAGUAAUGAUACCAUCAUGAUCAGCUGGUGUAGUUGGCGGGGUGUAUAGCAAAUCACUAUUUAUUAGAAAUGCAAUUUAAUGUGGAAUUACUGCAAUGUGG
Messenger RNA from Trichomycterus rosablanca, 2370 nucleotides. It is a transcript of the gene prkcab, whose product is annotated as protein kinase C, alpha, b. Gene Ontology annotation, molecular function: ATP binding; diacylglycerol-dependent serine/threonine kinase activity; zinc ion binding. NCBI's taxonomy places the organism in Eukaryota, Metazoa, Chordata, Actinopteri, Siluriformes, Trichomycteridae. The transcript has 17 exons. Gene Ontology annotation, biological process: intracellular signal transduction; peptidyl-serine phosphorylation. Bases 42 to 2060 code for a protein of 672 amino acids. The record is from RefSeq and is a predicted model, not a curated record.